AUAAAAGGAAACAAAAAGAACAAAAAUAUUUACUCUCUAUUUGAUUUUUUUUAUUAAAAAUAAAUGACAUAAUUAUUUCAAAAAAGUAAAAAAAUAAAUUAAAAAUAAACGUGAAGUACGAGAGAACAUUUGAAGAAAAAUUGUGUAACCUUUUCUACGAAAAUAAAGUGUAAAUGUAAAAAAAUGCAAUGCAAAUUAUUAGUAGUAAAAAGAAAAAAAUGUCUAAUCAAAUCCAAUGACCCGAUCAUCCGCGUGCACCGGAACCCAAACAGUGGGUCGCAGCGGUGGAUCACCCACUUCCCAGCCCUGUAGCAACGACAUCCUCUCUUCCCAAAUCAAAAUGAGAUUGAGCGGGAAAAGAAUGAAUCUCUUUUUGGAUUUCACCAUCUACCGAAAAUAAGAUAUAAAAAUUUUGAGAAUCAUCACAACAAGGAAUUUCAUAGCCGUUCAAACAACUUGGCAUUUCAACAAACACAUGGCGAGGAGAAAACAUGUCGCUAAAAAGCAACGAAAUCGCCGACAACCCUCCGGGGUGACUUCACCAGCAUCUCCCGGACCGAGUUCGACACCUUCUAGAAGAAGUUCGAGGCUUGCUCCACCAAGUUCCGGAGAUGGGCAAAGGCAGAGGAAGCGGUACCGUCACAGGCCAGGAAUGGUGGCUCUUCGCGAGAUACGGCAUUUUCAGAAGACCUGGAAGCUUCUCAUUCCAGCUGCUCCUUUCAUUAGAACUGUGAAAGAAAUUAGCAACUGUUUUGCUCCUCAAAUCACUCGGUGGACAGCUGAAGCUCUAGUGGCGCUUCAGGAGGCUGCAGAGGAUUAUUUGGUUCAUUUGUUUGAAGAUGCAAUGCUAUGUGCAAUUCAUGGAAAGCGCGUUACACUUAUGAAAAAAGAUUGGGAGUUGGCACGUCGGCUUGGAGGGAAAGGGCAACCUUGGUGAGUGCAUUCCCCGAUUCACCAUAGCAUCAUCAAUGAUUGUAACCAAUUUGGAAAUGGGACUUGAGUUGAUCUCUCAUAGCAGUCACCUUCUUGUUGCAAUUGACAUGUUAGGUAGUUGGAAGUAGCAAUUAGUUAACAAUCUCAAUUCUGAAGAUACCAUCCCCUGAACAAUAACUUCCCUAAAGUCAGCAGAUCUUGUAAAGAACCUAUUCACCAACUGGAAGGUUAUGUCCCUUAGAAGAAUGUUGUGAUAGAUACCGACAGCAAUGUCUAUAAUCAUACAUACGGAUCCUAUAUCAA
Messenger RNA from Cornus florida, 1236 nucleotides. Its product is annotated as histone H3-like centromeric protein CENH3. Gene Ontology annotation, cellular component: nucleosome. The transcript is spliced from 7 exons. Gene Ontology annotation, molecular function: protein heterodimerization activity; structural constituent of chromatin; DNA binding. The record is from RefSeq and is a predicted model, not a curated record. Lineage: Eukaryota; Viridiplantae; Streptophyta; Magnoliopsida; Cornales; Cornaceae. Bases 476 to 937 code for a protein of 153 amino acids.